CCCCAGAGUCUGGCCUUUUGAUACACAGAAGAUGUUCACGAGAGCACGCAAUAUCGCAUGCACUGUUCAACUGAGAGAUGACGACGGGGAGAACGCACAGCCACUUACUUGUAUCUAUGGGCGGAGUGGACUGUUGGUCAGUGGUGCCACCUGUUGUGUUUUGCAUCACACAACCAACCCGGCUUGGUAUGAUGAGAUAAAGUUUCGUCUACCUGCCAAGCUAACAUCUCAACACCACCUGCUGUUUACGUUCACUCAUAUCUCUAUCGAGGGCUCAAAAAAACGAGACACAGGACCAGAGAACCCAGUUGGGUAUGCUUGGAUGCCUCUUCUGCCAAAAAGGAAGACUCACAUGGACCUUCACAGCUACCCCACACGCCAUGCCUCUAGAUUUGUCCUACCCCAACAUAGAACAGCCCUCUUCGAGAAAAAACCGUCAUACGUAGGCCAAAAACUGAAAAACCUCCUUCCAGACCACUUCCGGACCCUGACUGGCAACAGACUGAAGAGCUUGCUUAAAGAAUUCCUGUUGAAGAAUCCUGUGUACAAGAUAGAAGAGUUCCUGGAAUUAAUGAACUCAUCUCCUUAA
Messenger RNA from Homalodisca vitripennis (glassy-winged sharpshooter), 589 nucleotides. Its product is annotated as dedicator of cytokinesis protein 9-like. Bases 32 to 589 code for a protein of 185 amino acids. The record is from RefSeq and is a predicted model, not a curated record. Gene Ontology annotation, biological process: small GTPase-mediated signal transduction; positive regulation of GTPase activity. The transcript is spliced from 3 exons. NCBI's taxonomy places the organism in Eukaryota, Metazoa, Arthropoda, Insecta, Hemiptera, Cicadellidae. Gene Ontology annotation, molecular function: guanyl-nucleotide exchange factor activity.